AAACCAUUUUUCUUCCAUGUCGCCGUUUCGUGAAAUGUGAUUCUUCUGCAUUGACAGAGUUGGCCGUUUAACCGUUUGUAAUCAGAAUUUUAUUCUUUUAUUUUUAACGUAAAGUUGUUGUAUUACGAUAAGGACUAAAAUAAAUUCAUUCAAAAUGUUUUGGGGUUUAAUUAUGGAACCGGGUAGAUGCUACACCCAAAAAGUAAAAGUUUCAUUCCACGUGUCGAUGGCCGCCUUGGACAUUUCGAAUUCCAGUGAUGAUCCAGCACAAGUAAUGUGUGUUUUUGAAGGGCGAAAUUAUCUUUUAUGUACUCUCAACAAAAAAGAUAAAGUCCAGUGUCCCCUAGAUCUUAAUUUUGAGGCUGGUUCAAAAGUAUCUUUCGCUACUAAUGGAAAAGCCCAUGUGCACUUAAGUGGAUACUUAAUAUCGGGAGAUGACUUUUUUAAUGAAGAAAUUGAAGAGGAAGAAGUCUCACAAAUUGCAGAAAAAAAGCGUCCCAAAAAAGAAGCAGUAGAUGGCCCUCCCACCAAAAAGUCUAAAACAACAAAAAAUAAUGCAGUUACUGCUUCAGAAGUAGAAGAAGAAGAAGAUGAUGAAUCAGAUUCAAGUUUUGAUAUUGAUGAAGCAAUCGACGAGGAGGAGGGUGAUGAAGAAGAAUCUGAGGAUGAAGAAGAGGGUGAAGCAGAGGACGAAGAGGGAGAGGAGGAGGAAGAUGAUGAGGACGCUUCUAGUUUGAGCAAUGAAGAAGAUGAAGAAAGUGAAGAAGAAAAAGUUGUUAAACCAAAACAAAAUGGUGUAACUACUAAAACAAAUGCAAAACAAAAACAGAAAACGCAAGAGAAAGUUCCUAAAGAAAAACCUAAAAAACAAGAAAAGAAAGAACCACAACAGAAAUUAAAAAAGACUGUUUUAAAAGGAGGAGUUAUUGUACAAGACCUGAAGGAAGGUGCUGGUGAACCUGUGAAAGAGGGCAAAUUUGUUCAUGUCUACUAUGAAGGACGCCUCAAAGACAACAAUAAAAUGUUUGAUUCAACAACAAAAGGCCCUGGAUUUAGUUUUAGAGUUGGAAAAGGAGAGGUGAUUAAAGGCUGGGAUAUUGGCUUGGUAGGAAUGAAGGUUGGAGGAAAGAGGCGCAUUGUUUGCCCACCCAAGGUUGCUUAUGGUUCAGACGGUUCCCCACCAGUUAUUCCACCAAAUGCUGUUCUUGUGUUUGAUGUUGAAGUUAAAAAAAUCAGUUAAAUUUACAUGUUUACUGUCUACAUUAUAAUGCUACUUUGUUAUUACUGUCUGAUGUGUAAUCUCUAAGUAUUAUACCCUUUUUUACGCCAACAUUCUGUCUUACAUUUUGAUUUUAAAUUUAAAAUUAAAACAUAUUUUCAUUAA
Molecule: messenger RNA, 1384 nt
Organism: Zophobas morio
Lineage: Eukaryota; Metazoa; Arthropoda; Insecta; Coleoptera; Tenebrionidae
Gene: Fkbp39
Product: 46 kDa FK506-binding nuclear protein
Exons: 5
Coding region: 155-1240 (361 amino acids)
Cellular component (GO): nucleolus; chromatin
Molecular function (GO): peptidyl-prolyl cis-trans isomerase activity
Source: RefSeq, a predicted model, not a curated record